This is a messenger RNA of Rhizophagus irregularis DAOM 181602=DAOM 197198, 2607 nucleotides long. RefSeq lists its product as uncharacterized. Lineage: Eukaryota; Fungi; Glomeromycota; Glomeromycetes; Glomerales; Glomeraceae. Gene Ontology annotation, molecular function: zinc ion binding; cysteine-type deubiquitinase activity. Gene Ontology annotation, biological process: protein deubiquitination. The record is from RefSeq and is a predicted model, not a curated record.
AUGGCCUCCCAAAAUCACGAAAAUAAUAUGUCGGUUGAUAAUGAAUUAGAAGGAAGUACUUCUCAACAUACUAAAAAUACUUCUUCUGAUGACGAUAGCCAUCCUAAUGGAAAAUGCGGGCAUGUUAGUAAAGAAACAGUAAAAGCGAACAAAGUUGAUAAAAAAGUGAAAAAUACAUUUUUAGAGAUCAAUUGUAUGACUUGCAAGGAUAAUAACGAAACCCCUUCAACGUCUACGACAGAUUCGAAUGAUGCCGUAUCACCGCCUGUUAAUAUUUGGAUAUGUCUUACUUGUGCUGAAAUGCAUUGUGGCCGCGACAUCAAAGGGCAUGCAAUUCAACAUUUUAAAGACAAGGACCAUCCCAUAUCACUCAAUAUGGAAACUCUUCAAACUUGGUGUUAUGAAUGUGACGAUGAAAUUACUCCUUCAACCAAAAAUAAUCAAAUUUUAUCCCAAGUACAGGCCGCUAUUCGAAAACAUUUAAAGAAAGACGAGGAAGAUAGUAAAGCAAUAGAACCUUAUGAUUAUGAAAAACCAAAAAGAAAGUGGCAAUAUGAAAUUACCGCGCCAGGGUUGAGCAAUCUCGGAAAUACUUGUUUUUUCAACUCCGUCAUGCAGGUUGUUGUUGGUACUUCCGUGCUUCAUGAUGUACUUACACCGUCAGAUCCCUAUAAUGAUCCGCCGCAUAUUGAUGCUACAAAAUGCAUAGCGGCUAAAGAAGAUACUGAGAAUGAUGCCGGUCCUCUUACUAAUGCUUUUAAAGAAUUUCUUCGUGAUAUGUGGCGAACGCGUGAAGAUACAAUCGCACCAAGAGAAUUAUUUAAUCAAAUUUCUAAGAAAUGGCAACAAUUUCGUGGAUGGAGACAACAAGAUAGUCAAGAACUUAUGCGCUUUUUAUUUGAUGGAAUAAAAAGUGAAGAAAUUGAGCUUAUAAGGAAAUUACGAUUGCAGUCUCAAGACCCUCAAGAUGAAGAUGAGGAAAGAAUGGAUGAUGAUAGUGAAGAGGAGGAAGAUUUAGAAAGUAAUGAAGAUGAUACGAAAAAGGAAGUUAGCGAAAAAUAUGAAUCUUUUAUCGAUGCUUGCUUUGGUGGAAAACUAGUCAGCGUCAUUGUAUGUGACGUAUGCAAAAAUUGUUCGUAUUCAUACGAAGACUUUUUGGAUGUUUCAUUGCCAAUUAAAUCAUCGCCUGAUUCAAAGAACUCAUAUGGGUUUGAAUAUAACAGUAUAUAUCAUAAUACAUCAUAUUCAUUUAAUAAUGAUACAUUUAAAAAAAAUAAUGAGGGCAGUCCGUCCCAGACUCAGAGUGAGGAUGGCUCAGAAAAUGAAGAUGAGAAGUCUAAUGAGGAAGAAAGUUCUGAUACCGAGAUAGAAGAAGGAAUUCCGGUUCCUACUAAAGAGGAAAGAGAGAGAAUUAAAUUGCUUUUAAGAGAUCUUCCAUCGGAUUCAGGACGAUCAACUCCGAACUCAUCAAAGGAACCUGUAACACUCCGAGAUUGUUUAAAAAGUUUUGUGAAGGUUGAAACCCUAGAAAAUGACAAUAGCUUUGCUUGUGACAAUUGCUGGAAACUCAAGGAAGUAUACGAUAAACAGAUGAGAGAAAACGAAAUAAGAGAAAACGAAUUAAGAAGAGAAAACGAAUUAAGAGAAAGAGAAUUAAGAGAAAGAGAAUUAAGGGAAAGAGAAUUAAGAGAAGAAGAAUUAAGAGAAAAAGAAUUAAAAGACAAAGAAUUAACUUCUGAAGAAAUUGACACUGAUGAGAAUCUAUUAGAUGAUUCAAAAAAUACUGAAUCUGAAGGAAAUGGAGUACAUACUCAAGAUACAGAAGAUACUCAAGAAGUCAUGGAAGAUAUACAAUACACGGGAAGAAAUGAUAUAAAUAACCUACGUAAUAAUGUAUCUAAUGAUUCUCCUCCAUCAGAAUCUGAUAGUUCAAGAAUAGAUAAUGAAAAUUCAUCAGACGCAAAUGAUAUCAAUUCUUCUUUUAAUAAUAAUAAUUCGUACACAUAUACGAACUCUUUGUCAACUAAAAGUUCCAAGCCAGAACGAACGUAUAUUCUUCGCAAAGCUUAUAAAAGAUAUCUUUUUGAUUCUUUACCCCCUGUGUUGGUCUUUCAUCUUAAAAGGUUUCAACAAGUUGGAGGUAGAUGGUCAGUUAGUAUGAAAAAGAUUGAUGAUUUUGUAGCUUUUGAUGAAGAAUUGGAUGUCGGUGAUUUCGUUGUUCCACCUGAAAUUGAAAAGAAAAAUGAAAAUGGAAUUAACAACGGACAUAUAAUUGAUGAUGGUAAUAAUACACACUCAUUAUUGAAACAAAAUAAAAAACAUACCAAGUAUCGACUUUAUGGUGUGGUAGUACAUCUUGGAAGUUUAUAUAAUGGACAUUAUAUAGCGUAUGUACUUUCAAGGAAUAUUCGUGAAGGAGAUCAUUAUGGUUUUAGUUUUUCUUCUGAUACUUUAAAAAAAGUAGAUCGGAUUGAACGACAAAAGCAUAAAACAGGUAGUGAAAGGCAAUGGAUCUAUUGUAGCGAUAGUUCUGUAAGAGCUGCUAAUGUUGAUGAAGUACUUAAAAGUGGUGCAUAUUUAUUAUUUUAUGAGCGUGUAUAUGAAUGA